ACAAUACCAUCCUUGGGAAGUUGCUCAGGGCUCAGGAACGGGGCAAGGGCUUGCCCUCAGAAUACUCGGCCUUCUUGACACGCUGCUUCAUCUGUCGUGUUCGAUGUUUGCUGGACAGCACCUCUGGCUUUCUGACUAUGCAGUUCCAAGGAAAACUAAAAUUCCUGUUUGGACAGAAGAAGAAGGCGCCAUCAGGAACAGCCCUGCCCCCUCGGCUCUCGUUGUUUUGCAUUGUGGUGCCAGUCCUGCCUUCUGUGGCUGAGAUGAAAGUGAAAAGUGCAUUCUUGAGGGCGAAGCACAGGGCAGACAUUGUGGUUACAGUGGACUCAAGGGUAAAAGCUGUUACAAGUCUGUGUGAAUCAGAAUUGCAUCCCAAACCCAAUUACUUAGCAGGAAAGAGCAAUGGAGAAAAUGGCAUUUCACUGUUCAGGGGACAAAUAGAUAAGAGCCACUGGGCCCGGGCCCUAGCCAGGCCUUCAUGUCUGUGCCUCAGAGGUGGUCCUGAUCUCCUCCUGGACCCCAGGGGGGCUUCAGGGGACAAAGAAGAAGAGGACCAGAAGCAUGUACUAAGGAGAUCCACUGGUGCCAGGGGUCAGAGGGAGAUGCACAAGUACAAUUAUGGCUUGGAAACACCAGCACACUUGAGGCACCUGAACUGGAGCACAGAACAGAGAAGUCAGGAGGUCACCACCAAGCUGACUCGGCAGCCCAGUAAGAAUGAGCCAUCCACAUGCCAAAUGCCCCAUGGUUCCUGUAUGCCCUAUCAUGGAAGCCAGGGCAUGUUCAGUGCCAGCAGUAUGGCUUCUUUCAAAGAUUUACCAGAUCAUCCCACUGGUGCCUACUGCAGCCAAAUGAAUAGACCCUUGCAAGAUAUCCACCAGGGCCAGGUACAUCCUUCCACCUGUCAUAUCCCCCAAGGCAGCCUGGGAUCCAGGAUCCCUCUGCCUGGAAUGCAGCGCUUCACAGCCAGGGGAUUUUCUACAGAGGAUGCAAAAUUGUCCAGCCUGCCAGUCACCAUAGACACCCCAUGCAAUCCAGUAUUGUCACUGGAAGUGCCAAUCAAGAUGGAAAAUGAAUCUGGGUCCCAGGAUAUAGUUGAUGCCAGCACAACUAGUCGGGUAUGGCUGGGAGCUAGCCAGCUUGCCAGGAGACAUCUGGUCAGUUUCCCUGCCAGGAUGCACCUGAAAACAGAGCCCGACUAUAGGCAACAGGUCUGUACCCCACACCUUGGGCAUGGUAUGCUGGUAACUAAUGCCCACAGCAGAGAUACUGUUGGAUCCUGCAGGGAACAAGCUCCUCUCCAUCCUGCACAUUGCACCUGCCUGGAUCCAGAGCCUCCUCAUCACCUCUUCAUGCGGGGCCACAGUGAGAGCCAACAUCCCUCUUUGGUCCAAGACUGCAGUGCUCCUAUUGUUAAGAGUGAACCCCUGGAUUCGCCAUCUUGGGCUGGUCCUGGCCAGGUGGCUGUGCCUAGGAUGUUCCCUAAGAGUACCUCUAUAACUGUGAUCCCACCCAAAGGCUCUGAUGGGAUUUUCCUACCCUAGAGCUAGCUGCUUCUCUGCUGGAAAUCUCAGUCCUUGGGUGAUGGGAUGUGAUCAGAGAUGCUUCUUGUAACACUUUACAGAACUCAGUGAGUGAUUCUGACAUUUCCUGUGUGUAGAUGAGCAAUAGAGCAUCCUGAAUCAUAUAGAAUAUCAGAGGAUUCCCAUGCAUAAACCUAAGUCUGUUCAAGUGGACAGUAUUUCUCUUUGAAAUUAAAGAGUUUAAGGAAGUAGCAUAUAGUAUUCUAUGCCAGGCAAACAUGAUGUGUCAAAGUGAUGUGUCCCUGAUGCCCAAUCUUGCUACAUCCCCUGCCUGUAUGCAACAGGAGUUCUGAGGAGAUCUGAAGCCACACUUUGCAUUGUGGUAGUCAUGGAAACAUUCCAUCCCAUUUGGUAUUUUCCGUGGAUUUCUGAUUAUGGUUUAUAUACCUGAGUCCCUGUGCACAACACACAGUGAACGUUAUAGAGUCCAGGCCAGGAACGAGGGAAACACAGCAUACAGAAAAGGGUGAAGCUAUACUGUUGAGGAGGCAUUGUCCCUGCCUGUUGUCCACAUGGCUUUCAGGUAAAAGCAACAGUUCCUAGCCUAGGGAAACUUGGGGGCAGAAAGGCAGCCAGUAUUUGUUUUGAAUUGUAAAGGCAAUGCACUCUGAUUAUAGGAAAUGUGGAUAUUAACUAUAAAACAAAAAGGAAGUUUACCACGAACCAUUGGCAAACUUAUGGCUGGUGGAGAAGUUGAGAGUGUUACAGGGAAGGGCUGAGACCACAAAUCCUGCUCCAUUAGCACAGGGUCCUCUGAACGGGAAAAAGCCUGCUGUGCUCUGCUUGCCUGUAUGGUACAAAUAGUCUUCCUUGGGGAUGAGCAUCCACCUCUGAUGAUACUUCCCCUGAGAUCUUAGGAAUUCUUGCUUAGGAGCUUUCUGGAGCCCAUAGUUAAUUCUACUAGGUAGUCUCUUCAAUACAGACUCUCCCCUUUAUCUGUGGUCCCAGGAUAUCAUUGCUCAGCCACUGUCUUAGUGAAGUAGGUGUCUGGAAAAUACCUAUCGCCUUGUUGGAAUCAGGUUGGGUUGGCAGGACCAGGUCCUCUGCUCUGCUUUUGAGUUGUCUGGCUCUCAAGAUGACACUAUGGGACAGGGAUACCAGUGAAGACCUAGAACUGAGAAAACCCACUAUGAGAGCCUGUGGAUUUAUGUUCUCUCUGUCCCUCAGUCCACAGAGGAUUUUCAAAGGGGGCAAGACAGGAGCUGUGCUGUCAUAGAUGUGAGGCAUACUCAUUACCUCCAUUACCUAAAGCCUGAAGUCAGAAUGGUGUCUCAGCUCUGCACCCUGUGCCCAGCCACCUGUCUUCCUCCUUUCCUCAAAUUGCCUCAGUCCCACUUUACGCAUUUAUGCCAAGCAUAGCUUACCCUAUGAGUAUUAAUGGAUUGCAACUGGGAGAAUCUGAGUCUUCCUCACCACAUCCAAUUCUAACCACAUGCCCAGCUCCCAAGGACAGGACAUGUUCAAACCACUCAUGUGUCUGACAUUCUAGUGUUUCUCUCUGAAAGUGAUUAGCUAUGUUCCUAUCCUCAACCAGACUCAGCACCCUACAUGCUUCCUAUGCAAGGAGCAGAGAACACGUUAGACUGUUAUGCUCCAAUGUAUACGACAUUUCUCAAGCAUCCUGGAGCCAGUAGAAGAAACCUGAGAAAAGAGUCCAAAAAGAGGGAAUUCAGAGACAUAUGUAGGCAUAGUGGUGUGUGCUACUCAAGUAGAAGAUCAGCAGUUCAAGCCUACCUGAGACCCUUAUCAAAUAAAAUAAAAUAAUGCAUUAUUACCUACUUGCCAAUUUUAGCUAGAUUCCUAAACCCUUUCUAUGUAACCAAAGAAGAGCCAUGCUCCUCACCACUGAAACCGGUUUGUCCUCUGCUCAGGUACUCUGAACCUUUCUGCACUGCUGCUGGGAUGAGUUACCAAGUGUGGAGUGGAGAGUGGGCAGCU
Messenger RNA from Cricetulus griseus (Chinese hamster), 3521 nucleotides. The record is from RefSeq and is a predicted model, not a curated record. NCBI's taxonomy places the organism in Eukaryota, Metazoa, Chordata, Mammalia, Rodentia, Cricetidae.